AAUCUAAAAUCUGUUUAUUUUUUCGCUUUUUGACCUGGAACUGCUCCCUCGUGUUAACAUCGGCAUCGUUAAGUUUAAUAUGUGUUCACCUAAAUAGCCUAUAUCUAGCGGUUAGCUAUGAAAAUCUGCCGAUAUUACUGCAUCGUUAGGCUUCAGAUCCUAUCAGGCAGACGCAAUUACACCCAACUCUGUGCUCAUUAUUGAUUCGCCCUGUCAAUGGGGCGGUCUGUCACGCAAAUAGCAUCACAUUUGCCUAUUCGGUUGAUCGUCAUCAAGUGCUUCGAGUGCUGUCGAAAUAUGUUAACAGUUCAUUAUAGUUUGAUAACUCUAAUUCUUCUAAUGCUGAUUCUAAGUGUCGUCGACUCUGGUCCCACGCAGAAACCGAAAGUGCGUAAUGAGGGAAAGUCGGCGUACAAAAUCCGCCUCACCAAAGCGAUCUGCGUUGACCUUCCAUACGAGAUAGCAUGGAACGUGACCUGCCGGCUGAGGCUGUUCCGCGAUCAACCGUCGAAGAUGCUAUUCCGGAUAGUAGUCGAUCAGGUCGAUCAUCUUUUCCUCACAUUUGCCAUGUUCUACAAGUAUCACCAAACCUAUCAACCCCUGCUGAUGGAGGUCACCUUCGACGUGUGCAGUUAUUUGAGAAAGUUCAACAGCAUGUCGGUCUCGUCUGUCGCGAGUAUUGGUCCGUCAAUGGAUCUGGAUCAGACGGCCCUGUUUAUCCUGAACAUUUUGGAAAAGAACAACCCGUCGGCUAUACGUAGCGGUUGCCCGUACAGAGGUGUCAUCGCUUUCGAAAAUUUCUAUAUUGACGAGUCCAUGGCGCCGCAGUUCUUACCCGCAGGAGAGUACCGGCUGGACAUGCGCUACUUCAACGAGAAGAAUCAAACCGUUAUGCACUCGCAGGUGUUUGGAUCGGUUCGUGCGGUCGGUAUAGUAGAUUUGUCGAUGGGAUAGAUUUUGAUUCCGAAGCUCCGGAGUUGCGAAGUUGACUUGUGAGCUCUUGUGAGUAAUAAAAAAGACAAGGUACCAUGCAAAAAAAAUUACUUUCAUUCCUUGGAUUUUGC
Messenger RNA from Ochlerotatus camptorhynchus, 1064 nucleotides. RefSeq lists its product as uncharacterized. The record is from RefSeq and is a predicted model, not a curated record. The coding region runs from base 217 to 954 and encodes 245 amino acids. The transcript is spliced from 3 exons. NCBI's taxonomy places the organism in Eukaryota, Metazoa, Arthropoda, Insecta, Diptera, Culicidae.